AUGGCUGCAGCACCAACAAGAGCAAUGCGAGCAUGGCUCUACUCCAGCGCAGCAGGCGGUCUACACAAGAACCUGACGCUCUCAUCCACAGCGGCCCACCCCCGCCCACAAACACCGCCCAGCCUCUCCAAGGACGAGCUGCUGGUCCGGGUCCGGGCCGCCGGCCUCAACCCGAUCGACUACAAGAUCCCAGAGCUGCCGUUCUCCAUGUCCCGUGCCAUGAUAUCGGUACCGGCCAGCCCCGCGAUGGACUUUGCAGGCACUGUCGUCGCCCACGGCGCCGGCGUCGAGUUCCCAGUCAAGGUCGGCGACUCGGUCUUUGGGCGCCUCGACCCGGGCCGCUUCGGCGCGCUGGGCGAGUUCGUCGUCGCCAGGUCGGCCGGGUGCGCGGGUCUCCCCGCCGGCGUGAGCCCUGAGCACGCGAGCGCCGUCGGCUCGGUUGGCCUGGCGGCUUUUGCUAGCAUCGUGCCCCACGUCCCAAAAGGCGCCCCGUUCCGCGUCUUCAUCAACGGCGGCAGCGGUGGCACUGGCACGAUCGGGAUCCAGAUCGCCAAGCUCUUGGGCUGCCAUGUCACCACUUCGUGCUCUGCGCGGAACGUCGAGCUGUGCAGGAGCCUUGGGGCGGACGAGGUGCUGGACUAUACUCAGGGUGACCUGGUCGCCGCGCUAAAGGCAAAGGGUCAGGUUUUUGAUCUCGUCGUCGAUAACAUUGGCUCACCCAGCGACCUAUACUCGGCUUGCGGCGAGUUCGUGGUGCCGGACGGCCAGUUUGUGCAGGUUGGCAUGGGCAUGUCUAUGGCCAACAUGAGGCUCAUGACGUCGCGCAUGUUGCUUCCUUCUUUUCUGGGUGGUGGGUCUAGGAAAUUCUCCCUGGCGGUUGCGAAGAACAAGCACCAAGAUCUCGCCUGUCUCGGGGAGUGGAUCGCAGCCGGCAAGAUCAAGGUUGAGGUGGACGAGGUGUUUGAUUUUGGGGAUGCACCUAAGGCUUACGAAAAGCUCAGGACGGGAAGGGCAAGGGGCAAGAUCAUCGUGAAAGGUGCACCGUGA
Diaporthe batatas is the source of this 1047-nucleotide messenger RNA. RefSeq lists its product as uncharacterized. NCBI's taxonomy places the organism in Eukaryota, Fungi, Ascomycota, Sordariomycetes, Diaporthales, Diaporthaceae. Gene Ontology annotation, cellular component: mitochondrion. The record is from RefSeq and is a predicted model, not a curated record. Bases 1 to 1047 code for a protein of 348 amino acids. Gene Ontology annotation, molecular function: oxidoreductase activity. The transcript has a single exon.